AUGUCUUCAACAUCGUUUCAACUUCAGCAUCUUUCUGAUGCACAACUUGAGGGUCUGAUAAACGAACGAGCUCGUUUUAAACAACGAUCUCAUGAUACACAUACCGAGACUCACCGACCACAAUUAGAAAGUUCUUCUUUGAUCAAUUCUUCUCCAACAACAACUACAUCGGAACUUCCACCACAGAUUGAUGUUGUUCUUCUUGGCGAUUCUAUGUUGGAACGAUUCAAAACCACGGGAAAGGAUACGCAGAUCGGUCAGCUACAAUAUCCGCGAAUGUUCAAUGCUGGUGUGGGUGGAGAUAAGGUUGAAAAUGUACUCUAUCGUAUCGAAUUGGGAUUACUCAUCAUGCUGAAAGCUAAGAAUCCUAAACUCAUUGUGAUACACAUAGGCACUAAUAAUCUUCAACCUAAACGAUCGUUACAUGGUCUGCAUUUAGAUAACUAUCAUCUUCUCUUGCAAGCUUUGCUUAGAUUUUUGCCUGUCCAAACACAAAUACUUGUUACAGGCCUUUUUAAACGAAGAGACGUCGACGACCAGUGUGUUUUACAAUCAAAUAUAGAUAUAAAACAAAUUGUUAAUAUGAUUAACACACAAGAAACAAAAAGACAAGCAGAAGAGAACAAUCGUGUUCAUUGGAUAGAACCACCUGAAGAAAUACAACUAGAUCAUUUAACUGACAAUGUUCAUCUCAAUCUUCGUGGGUAUCAAAUUUGGGAUGAAAAACUUUAUGGGAAAAUUCAACAAUUAUUAAAUACAAAAUAA
Molecule: messenger RNA, 765 nt
Organism: Rotaria sordida
Lineage: Eukaryota; Metazoa; Rotifera; Eurotatoria; Philodinida; Philodinidae
Source: the annotation of a GenBank genome assembly